Messenger RNA from Hemiscyllium ocellatum (epaulette shark), 2507 nucleotides. RefSeq names its product Ferritin light chain, oocyte isoform-like. The record is from RefSeq and is a predicted model, not a curated record. NCBI's taxonomy places the organism in Eukaryota, Metazoa, Chordata, Chondrichthyes, Orectolobiformes, Hemiscylliidae. Bases 211 to 825 code for a protein of 204 amino acids. The transcript has 3 exons. Gene Ontology annotation, molecular function: ferrous iron binding; ferric iron binding. Gene Ontology annotation, biological process: intracellular iron ion homeostasis; iron ion transport. Gene Ontology annotation, cellular component: cytoplasm.
GACAAGCUGCCCGUCAGUCGUAAUGUAUUUCAUGCUUCACUUGUGAUCACUUCCACCUUGAAGCCUUCUUGACCCUUGCAUUCUCAUCAUCCGGAUGAAGCUCGGUUUGAACUGGAAGAGGAAAGUAUACGUUCCGUAGCUGCAAAGAGCGCGCUUCGCUACCACGGUUUUUCAUUUAGGAGUUUAAUUACUCUAGCUGUCUGGGUGCUAAUGGAAGAACCGAAGGGGAAGCGGCAGAAAACCUGCCUGCCUAUCUGCUCCUGCCACCAGCCGGUGUCUGGUAGCCAGGUGAAGCAGAACUACCCAGCCAGUGUGGAGGAGGCGGUGUGCGGGCUCAUCACCCUCUACUUCGAGCUUUCCUACCGUUUCCAGUCUCUGGCAGAGAUCUUUGAACAAGAUAACAUUGCUUUGCCCAGGGUUUCUGGCUAUUUCCGGCAAGUGGCUGAAGAGGAGGAGCAGAAUGCAAAAACCUUAAUUGACUACCAGAAGGAACGAGGUGGUCACUAUUGCACCAAGGACAUUAAGAAACCCAGAACUGAGUCAGUCCAGAACAUCUGUCAAGCGCUGGCUCUGACAUUGCGCCAAUGGAAAACUGUGGCAACAUUCUUGGAAGAAUUGUGCACACUGGGCAAAAGUUGCACAGACCCUCAUACCACCAGCUUCAUCAGGAAACAACUGCUUGCCCCCAAAAUCCAACAAAUCAAAGUGGUCAGUGCUUUGAUCACCAACGCUAACCGUCUGGGUUGUACAGAUGAAGGGCAAGUUAGCUUUGGGGAAUACCUCAUUGACCAGCUGCAGGAAGAGUUGGAGAAGCCACCUGCCUGAGGUGGUCAUCAUUUGUUUUAUAUUCCACAAACCAAACCUUUUCUAAUUGCAUUGUAUCAAAUUCACUCCUUUAAAAAGAUUCUCCCUUUUUCUAGGUUAAGAAUUUAAAUGUUCUUAAUAAAAAGAAAGAAAUAACGUUUUAUAUUGUUUCUGAAAAUAGAUAUGUCAUGGAGAACAGAGUGAGUAUUGUCUGCUCCAUUGUGCACUGCACUUUGUACUAUUUCCCAACGUUCCUAUACAGCCGUGUAAGGAAGGACAGGAGACCACUUACAAAAGGUAUUUAGAUACAAAACUCUCAAGUUAUUUCUUUAUUAAUAAUAUAGAAUAGCAAGAGGUGAGAAUAUGAUUUUGAUUCAAGUAGUCCUGUUGUUUUUUAAAGUGAUUUGUCCUUUUACCAAAUACAUCAAUUGUGUUAAAUUCUUCCACUGUAUCACGGAUUAAUUUCAUCCUCGCCAUCUCCUAAAGCAGGAAUUGUUCAACUUUUCCAUAUAUAAAACUGACUAACCAGGAAUUUUUUGUGGUCUUUUACAAUGACUCCUUUUCUUUCCCAUACAAUGUGGAUAAUCCUCGUGAAAUCACGAUGUCAAAGAAUUAUUUCCACUUUUUUUGUGCAACUACAUGCAAUUAGAAAACCAAGAUUUAUUGAAUCUAUAUAAUCUUAGGGUCACUGGGCCCCAAACGUUAAUUCUGAUUUCUCUCCACAAAUGCUGCCAGACCUGCUGAGCUUUUUCAGCAACUUUUUUUUGUUAUCUGCAAAGCUUGUCGUCCCUAGAAUGAGCAGUCGAAGGGAGCAAACAUUCCGCAGUCUGUGUACACAUGGUGCUCCAGUAUAUACUCUGGGCUGUAGGUCAACCUUGUACUACAUUGACGCCGCUUCCUCGAGAUUGUUUCCAUUGAUGUUUAGAAAGCCAUCCUUUAUUUACGGUUUUUGACAACAGCAAUAUAUCCAGGGUGUCUGUUAAAGGACUAUGCAAUGCUGUGGCAGCGCCUUUGAUCGUUUUCUUUUCUCUAAUCGUGCUGGGGUUAGGUGAAGUGGUGCUUAACGGUAACCGCUCUGUAUGGCUUUGAGCUGUCCUGCACUAACUGUAUUGCAAUUCAUAGCAAGGGUCUUCCAUGGAAAAAAAAGACAUUGGGCGAUACAUAGAGACGGGAUAUUCACUAAGCUGUACCAGUCUGAGUGGGGGUGGGGAGUGGCGGUGGAGGGUGCUUAAUGUUCCCCCCACCCGGCGGGAAUUUCUCUCUGUGGCCCAGAGACUGACAGUAACUUUUAAUGCUGGUUCUAAAAUGCAGUUCCAAUCUCUCAAGACAACUGAAAAUAUAGUUUUAUAACCGAUUAAAAAUUCCAAAGAUUCUAUGGCAGUGUAUUUUUUUCCUUUGGAAGCAAAGAUGUUGAAAUCUAUUUUCUAAAUAUUUUUCAUACAGCAUUUUUUAUUUUAAAAAAGGAUAUUGUUACUGCCUUGCUUAACAAUCAUUUGAAGGACUGGGUUUAGUAUUGGUCCUGUAAACUGUUCAGUUGGAUCUGGUUCACAAUAUAUUCUGUCAGUGUCCCAUGUCAGUGUGCUGAUGAAUGGUGUUUGUAAAUUGCUGUAGGUGGGUUGCUUUUGCACUGGUGUGGUCAUCUCAUUGUUUCACAGUAGAUGAUCUAUCUCAUGGAUCUGUGCCCAGAAUCAAAUAAAGAAAUC